Molecule: messenger RNA, 319 nt
Organism: Paramuricea clavata
Lineage: Eukaryota; Metazoa; Cnidaria; Anthozoa; Malacalcyonacea; Plexauridae
Source: the annotation of a GenBank genome assembly
ACUAAACCGAAAGUUUUACGCAGCUACGAUGAAAGAGGGGACGGAUAUUCUGGAUCAUGUGACGUACAUGACCUCGUUGGCUGAACAGUUGCAAGAGUUAAAAGAAGAAAUUUCUGAUCAAAAAUUUGCUACAGUCGUACUUAGAAGUCUUCCAGAAUCAUACGAUAAUUUUAUAUCUAGUUUAAACGCAAGGACAGUCGAAGAAUUGAAAUGGGACAAUAUCAAAGGCGUGUUAAUGAAAGAGUACAUGAAAUGGAAAGAGAAACAAGGUCAUGGUCAUGACCAAGAUUCCAGUCGAAACGAAGCAUUUUUCAAGUAG